UCUUUAUUUUAUUCUUAGUUGGAGUUCUAGAAAAAGUGUUGGGCUGCCCACAUGCGCUGCUUCUAUAUAAUGACCAAGUUGAACACUUGAUUAUCAAUUAAUCUCCCAAACACACGAUGGAAACCCCAGAUUCCGACACCAAAUUACAAAAUCAACUCAUCAUCAACUCAUCUCCUAAAAAACAAAAAUGGUGCGGCCAUGAAUUCCUGUACGAAUUCAAUGGCUUCUGGUUCACAAAAACAUACCUCGAAACAACUCAAGAAAUGGUGGAAACAUUCAAACCACUCCCCACAGACAUCAUCUUAGCCUCUUUCCCCAAAACCGGAACCACAUGGCUCAAGGCGCUCCUCUACUCCAUCACCCACCGCUCCCCGCAAGACGACGCCGUUUUGUCCCUCAAUCACCCGCAGGAGCUCAUCCCAUCUCUCGAGACCAACCUCUACCCCCGAAAACGAGCACAAGCCAGCGUCGACGAAUUCCUCCAUGAAAAGGAAGGCAGAAUCUUGAGCACGCACGCACCGCAUCAGAUUCUACGAGACCUCCUCAACUCAUGCGACUGCAAGAUCGUGUACAUAACUCGAAACCCUAAAGACACCCUCGUCUCUCUGUGGCAUUUCCUGCAGAAAUUGGAGGGCGUCGGCGAUGAUCCGUGGGAGCUGGAGGCCGCCGUCGAUCAGUUCUGCGACGGCGUCGUCCCGUUCGGGCCCUACUACGAUCAUGUGCUGGCUUAUAGGGAGGAAAGCCUGGCCAGGCCCCACAAAGUGUUGUUUGUUACGUACGAGGAGCUCAAGGAAAACCCUAGGGUUCAUGUGAGGCGACUCGGUGAGUUUUUGGGGUGCCCCUUUGGAGGCGGAGACGGAGACGAGGAAGUUGAGAAGAUAGUGAAGAUGUGCAGCUUUGAGGUUUUGAGCAAGCAAGAAGUGAACAAGUCGAGCGAGCUCUCCGGCAGCGGCUUCCCGUUGCCGUAUAAUGCGUUCUUUAGGAGGGGGGAGGUUGGAGAUCAUUUAAGGUAUCUUGGAGAUGAAAUGAUUCGGAAGAUUGAUCAUCUUACUACACUCAAGUUUUAUGGAUGUGGUUUUCACUAUGGGAUUUGAUUUUUAGCUUCAAUUUUUUUUUUUUUUCUUUCCUUCAUGUUUUCUAGUUUGUUUUUUGGUUUUGCCUCUCUUGUAUUGUGUUUCAAGAUUGUAUAUAUGUGUGAUUUGUUAAAUUGUUGAUUCUUCGUACA
Salvia miltiorrhiza (redroot sage) is the source of this 1225-nucleotide messenger RNA. RefSeq names its product cytosolic sulfotransferase 5-like. NCBI's taxonomy places the organism in Eukaryota, Viridiplantae, Streptophyta, Magnoliopsida, Lamiales, Lamiaceae. The transcript has a single exon. Gene Ontology annotation, molecular function: sulfotransferase activity. Gene Ontology annotation, cellular component: cytoplasm. Bases 117 to 1094 code for a protein of 325 amino acids. The record is from RefSeq and is a predicted model, not a curated record. Gene Ontology annotation, biological process: sulfation.